UCAAUCACUUCCAUCUUUUUCAAAAUCUCCUUUUCCCACUCUCUCUCUCUCUCUCUCGCUUGAAGAACAAGAUUGGUAUAUUUGUUACAAUGGGCUAGUUUAUCAAUAUCUUUCACAAAUAAAGAAGAAGAAGGUGAUAUCUUUGAGGUUGAUAUCUCGAAAAAAAUGGGGAAGAAAGAGCAGAAAGAUCAUCAUUCAACAGUAGAAAGCGACGACAAAGUCGAAGCUGUUCUUCAUCUUCUUCGUAAACAUUCUCCUCUCACUCUUAAACAGGAGAAGUUCUGUAACAGAGCUUGUGUCAGUAGAUUCUUGAGAACAAAAGGAGACAAUGCGAAGAAAGCAGCUAAACAGUUAAGAUCAUGCCUUUCAUGGAGAUCUUCUCUUGGCAUCGAGAGCUUAAUCGCCGACGAGUUCACGGCGGAGCUAGCUGAAGGCCUUGCUUAUGUAGCCGGCCUUGACGACGAGUGUAGACCCGUUUUGGUUUUCCGCAUUAAACAAGACUACCAGAAGCUACACACGCAGAAACAGUUGACUCGUUUGGUGGUAUUUACAUUGGAGGUAGCAAUCUCAACCAUGUGCAGGAACGUCGAAGAAUUUGUCAUCCUUUUCGAUGCUAGCUUCUUCAAAUCAGCAUCAGCCUUCAUGAACAUACUUGUGACUACACUCAAAAUAGUUGCAGAGUAUUAUCCUUGUCGUCUUUUCAAAGCUUUUGUCAUCGACCCUCCUCCUCUUUUUUCGUACCUUUGGAAGGGUAUUCGUUCAUUCCUGGAUCUGUCAACAGCCACGAUGAUUGUAUCGAUGCAGAAUUUCCAAAACUCGUUUGACUACGACGACUUCUCUUCUUCAUACCCAUCACGAGUCUCCUCCCUCCGUUUCGACACGUCAUCAAUAAAAUCAACGGACAAGAUCGGCUCCUGCGCAUCCUCUAGGUUCGCCUUCACCGUAUCACGCGACGGUCUCGACACGGUCAAACCGUGGUGCCUCACGCUGACCGACACGUCAUCAUCGAAGCUAGGACACACAGGCGCGUACCUCUCACCGCUAAACGCGCGUUCUUUCUCCUUCGCGUCACCCGCGGCUAGGCGCGAGCCCAUCGGUGGACCCAGGAGAAGCUUUUUCGCUUCCACGCCAAUGCCAGCUAGGACGAUCGAACGUCACUGCAUCGGAGGAACGCUCCGUGACCCGCGGGUGCCUCGCCCGUCUUUCUUCCAGUCUCCGGCGGUGUUUUUCCGGCGAGAGUCACACGUCAGCAAAACUGAGAAACCGAGGGAUACGUUCCUUCCUUUCCUCAAGUUCUAUCGUAGACCGUACGAUGAGAUGACUUAUAGGUCAAAGAUGCGGCCCCCACUCGGUGGUCUUGUCUCUAUUGUUUCAACGCAGAUUAGACGCCGCCACGUGUCUUUGUCUCAACGGUUCUAGCUUAUGAAGCUAUAUAUAGUUUAUUCACCUCAUGAAGAAAGUACGUAGUAGUAAAAAAAAAGUACGUAGUAGUAUAUAACUUUUGUUGCCAUUUUGUUACAAGAGGUUUCCAUUAUUGUUGACUUUUUCUAUCGUGUUAGUUCCUCAGAUGUAUUUUUAAUAAUCUUAUUGAUCAAUUGUUUAUUUAUUUA
This is a messenger RNA of Brassica oleracea var. oleracea, 1610 nucleotides long. Its product is annotated as CRAL-TRIO domain-containing protein C23B6.04c. The transcript is spliced from 7 exons. Bases 166 to 1419 code for a protein of 417 amino acids. Lineage: Eukaryota; Viridiplantae; Streptophyta; Magnoliopsida; Brassicales; Brassicaceae. The record is from RefSeq and is a predicted model, not a curated record.